This is a messenger RNA of Fonsecaea nubica, 381 nucleotides long. RefSeq lists its product as hypothetical. Lineage: Eukaryota; Fungi; Ascomycota; Eurotiomycetes; Chaetothyriales; Herpotrichiellaceae. The record is from RefSeq and is a predicted model, not a curated record. The transcript has a single exon. The coding region runs from base 1 to 381 and encodes 126 amino acids.
AUGUGCUUUGGAAACAGUCAGACACUCGACGACCCUACCCAACCUGCAGUACAUGCCGUCAAUCCGUGGGGUCGCAAGAUUAAUGACCCUACACAACAGCCCAUCCACAUCACCGAAUCCAAUGAGGCUCACAUGAGUGAGGUGCCGGGCCCAAAAGUGAAAGGGCGGAAAGCCAGCCACAAAGACCAGCCAGCUUUUGUGGAUGUAACCGAUCACGACGCAAAACCCGUAACGAGAAAACUGUCCAGCUCGGAAGCUGAUGCAGCGCGCCUCACACCUCAGAAGAGCGCCGAGAAAAAAUGGCGGAAGAAGAACCCAGGCUCGUCGACUUAUGGCUACGGCGCUGCAAUGGGUGCAGACUUUGCCGCCUCUGCGAUGUGA